CUCCCUUCUCCCACAUUUUUUUUUUUUUUAACACUCCCUCACCUCCUUCUUCCCAACCGCGGCUCCCUUCUCUCACUUGCAAACUAUGGCGCCGGAAACCGUCCUCUCCACCACCACCAAUGGUGACUUCUCUGACUCCAUACCAGACCGUCAAAACCCCUCCAAUGGUGAAACACUCAAAACCCCCGACGCCGACGACUUCCCGGAUGACAUCGACAGCUCCUGCUCCACCCCCUACGUCAGCGCCCCCUCCAGCCCCGGCCGCACUACGGUGGGAUUCUUCUACAGCGCUCCCGCCAGUCCCAUGCACUUCGUACUGUCCAAACUGCCGCCGUCUCCGGAUUCCAAUCGCGGCGACGCCGGGUCGCCUGCGUCGCCGUCGACGUCGUUCGAGUUUGAAUUCUCGGCAAGAUUCGCGCCGGCCGGCGCCGGAAGUGCCGGCGGGGCGAUGUGCUCGGCGGACGAGCUGUUCCUGAACGGCCAGAUCCGGCCGAUGAAGCUCGCGUCGCAUUUGCAGAGGCCGCAGCUCCUGGCUCCGCUCGUCGACGGCGAAGAAGGGGAAAUUAUUGGAGACGGAUUCGCCGGCGGCGACGGGGGGGAGGUGGGAGUGGAGGCUGUUAGAGGGAGGGAUCUGAGAUUGCGGGACAGAUCUCUCCGUCGGAGAACCAGAUCUCUGUCGCCGCUGAGGAGCUCUCCCCCUUUUCCGUGGCGAAACGACGACGUCGAUCCGGAGGAUCUGAAUUUGAAAGAGAUGAACCAGGAGAAAAUUAACAAGGAAGAUGAAGAAGCGAUUUCCAUGGAGAGUGCGAAUGCGAGUACGAGCGCUCCAUCCAUGUCUGCUUCAUCUUCGAGGUCUUCUUCAGCUGGGAGAAGCUCGAGGAGGUGGGUUUUCCUGAAAGAUUUUCUGUACAGAAGCAAAAGCGAAGGAAGAGGUAGCAACACCACAAAGUUCUGGUCUUCGAUGACAUUUUCUCCAGCGAAGGAGAAGAAAAUAAAUGCGACUGCGCAAGCCACUCCACCGGCGCCAACCCCGGUGGAAACUCCUGCUGGGGAGAAGCCGGCGAAAGCGAAGAAGAGUGCGGCCAGAGACUCGUCAGCGCAGAAGAAGACGGCAGCCGGAAAAUUUGCCAACGGAGUGGGGAAGCGGCGGGUUCCGCCGUCGCCGCACGAGCUGCACUACACGGCGAACAGAGCGCAGGCGGAGGAGCUGAGGAAGAAGACUUUCUUGCCAUACAAGCAAGGACUACUUGGGUGUUUGGGUUUCAGUUCAAGAAGCUACGGCGCCAUGAAUGGGUUUGCCAGAGCUCUGAACCCUGUUUCUUCCAGGUAAAAAAUCCAUGUCCGCCGGCGAAAGGGAUUGUAUAGAUUUCCUUUUUUAAUUAUUAUUUUGAUUUAUUUUCUUAAUUCUGUUUCUGGGUAUUUCGAUUUAUCAUCUGGGUAUUUUUCUUUUUUCUUUAUUUGGUGGAUCUUCUCUUCAUCAUCUUCAAAAAAAGUGAAGAGAAGAUGUUCCUAGUUCCUACUUCCUAGCUGGUGCAGCGAUGAUGAUCGUGAUGUGUUGGGAAAAAUACCUCCUUGCUUUACCCCUGCCUUUCCUUGAAAAACCGGGGCAGCAGUCUGCAAAAUCCCUCCUCUGUACUACCAUUUGCUUAUAUAAUUUACUUCAUAUUUCUCUC
Molecule: messenger RNA, 1673 nt
Organism: Malania oleifera
Lineage: Eukaryota; Viridiplantae; Streptophyta; Magnoliopsida; Santalales; Ximeniaceae
Exons: 1
Coding region: 86-1330 (414 amino acids)
Source: RefSeq, a predicted model, not a curated record